This is a messenger RNA of Cercospora beticola, 1637 nucleotides long. RefSeq names its product Mme1p (gene MME1). The record is from RefSeq and is a predicted model, not a curated record. Gene Ontology annotation, biological process: magnesium ion export from mitochondrion. NCBI's taxonomy places the organism in Eukaryota, Fungi, Ascomycota, Dothideomycetes, Mycosphaerellales, Mycosphaerellaceae. Gene Ontology annotation, molecular function: magnesium ion transmembrane transporter activity.
AGAAACGAGAAUCCCAACACCAUUUCCACCGCACGCCGCGCAUCAUUGACUGCAAUUCAUUUGAACACUACAUACAGCUCAUCGGCCUACUGAGAGCGUAGAAGUUGUGUCCCGCGAAAACCGCCUCCUGAAGGCUCGACGAGCACACGGCCGACCCUGUUCAUGCUGCCCGGAGGCGGGAUCAGCUCUCCUUGCUAAUGGUCCUGGCCCGCGUGGCUUCCUACUUUUCCUCGACCGCAGAGAAGCAGCCCGAUGCGCCGCUGAAUUACAUUGACCAUGGAUUCGACGAUACGAGAAGACGGGCGGCAGAAAUGUCAUCCGCGGAUAGCCAGAGACGCCCGUCCGUCUCCUCGGCAAAGGCCAUAGACGUGGAUCAUGAGGAUUAUCGCCCGCCGUACGCGCACGCCAUGUUGGCAGGAGGGUUGGGAGGAUGUCUGGGAGAUAUGUUGAUGCAUAGCCUGGACACGGUCAAGACGAGACAGCAGGGUGAUCCGCAUAUGCCGCCCAAAUACACGAGCAUGGGCAACACGUAUUGGACCAUCUUGAAGCAGGAAGGCGUGGGCAGAGGACUGUAUGGAGGAGUUACGCCCGCCUUUGUGGGGUCUUUCGUCGGAACUGUUAUCUUCUUUGGAUGCUACGAGAGCAGCAAAAGGGCCAUGAUUGACUACGGGAUAACGCCAAGCGUGGCCUACUUCGCCAGUGGGUGGUGCGCAGAUUUGGCUGCCAGUCCACUCUACGUGCCUACCGAGGUACUGAAGACGAGGCUACAGCUGCAAGGAAAAUACAACAAUCCAUACUUUACCUCUGGAUACAACUACCGUAGCACGAUACACGCGUUCAAAACCAUCUACCGCAUGGAAGGCUGGAGAGAAUUGUUUUCGGGCUACAAAGCGACACUCCUGCGAGAUUUGCCUUUCUCGGCAUUGCAGUUCACCUUCUACGAGCAAGAGCAAAAGUGGGCGAAAGCAUGGGUUGGACCGGGCAAAGAGAUCGGUCUGCCAUUGGAGAUUUUGACAGGCGCAAGUGCUGGAGGUAUGGCAGGUGUGUUGACCUGUCCAAUGGAUGUGGUCAAGACAAGAAUUCAAACAGAGCUAGAUCCCGAAGUCGUUGCAAAAGCAAGAGCGAAGGCCGCUGAAAGCGAUGCGAAGAGCAAUAGUACUAAAGCCGCUGCUCCCAGCCAAACUUCCGCUUCGGCAACGAAACACAGACCGACCGCAACAUCUGCGACGCCUCAACAGAGAAGAGGAAUAUCCACAUCAGGGCCUGGAACAGCACUCAAGCACCAUGGAUUGACCCCGCUCGAUACUGAAUCGGUGUACAAAGCACUCAAAAUCAUCUACAGGACCGAAGGACUGUCAGGCUGGUUCCGUGGCGUAGGGCCAAGGGGUGUAUGGACCAGUAUCCAAAGCGGCACCAUGCUUGUCGUCUAUCAAAAGCUUUUGCGAUGGUUUGAUGCGAACCCGCUGGUCAAGAUAGAUCCCGAAGACGGGCUGCGAGGAAUAAGUUGAGCCGCAGCAACAGAAUAUGUACGAUCAGACGCAUAGCGCGGCGUCGAUGAUAAGAAUCCCGGUUAAGGAUAGCUCUAACUUUGUAUACAUAACUUCGCUUUGCAACACCAACAACGUUUCGAAACUCCG